This is a messenger RNA of Lichtheimia ornata, 381 nucleotides long. RefSeq lists its product as uncharacterized. Lineage: Eukaryota; Fungi; Mucoromycota; Mucoromycetes; Mucorales; Lichtheimiaceae. Bases 1 to 381 code for a protein of 126 amino acids. The transcript has 3 exons. Gene Ontology annotation, biological process: mitochondrial electron transport, ubiquinol to cytochrome c. The record is from RefSeq and is a predicted model, not a curated record.
AUGUCCAUUACGCUCAAGAGUUUUGUCCAGAACUGCAAGGUUCUUAAUGGUCUUGUCACUCCCCUCGCCAACAUGUAUGCCAACGCUGCUGGUUAUAGAAAAAUCGGUCUCCGUUACGAUGACUUGAUCUCUGAAGAGAAUGAGUUGGUUCAGGAAGCUCUUCGUCGCCUUGAAAUUGCCGAGCCCCACGAAAUGUACGAACGCGCUUACCGUAUCCGUGUUGCCCAACAGUGCUCGUUGACCCACUCUCUUUUGCCCAAGGAGCAAUGGGUGACUCCUUCAACUGACAAGUCUUAUCUCCGGCCCUACAUUGAAGAAGUUGCUGCCGAAUUUGCUGAACGUGGUCAAUUUGACAACAUCAAGGUCACUCCCCGUCACUAG